UUACUGCACGAGUUGGAAUGGUUAUGUUUAGCUGGUGUUGGAGCAGUCGACGAUCAGGUCCUGGAACGGUUGACAAACUGCAAACUGUUGAAGGCGCUGGAUAUCAAAUUCUGCAGAAACGUUACCGAGAUAGGUCUUAUAAUCAUUCUGGAGCUACCCGUGCUUUCACAGCUCGAUGUUCAAGGAGUUCGAGCAUACUCGAGCAGAAUUCUACAACAUGCAAAACGGAUACCAAAGACAAUUCUCAGCGAACAGUGCGAAGUGAUGCCGAUUCACCUGCCGCCAUUGCCUAGCGCAGUUGUUAGCUGA
Molecule: messenger RNA, 309 nt
Organism: Cylicostephanus goldi
Lineage: Eukaryota; Metazoa; Nematoda; Chromadorea; Rhabditida; Strongylidae
Source: the annotation of a GenBank genome assembly